AUGGACAAACUGCUGAUUCUUGCUGGGCUGGCCCUCCUGCUGCAGCUGGGCACCACAACCAAAAUCGUCUGUUACUUCACCAACUGGAGCCAGUACCGCCCUGGGAUUGCCCGCUACAUGCCGGACAAUGUGGACCCCUGCCUCUGCACACACAUCAUCUACGCCUUUGCUGGAAUGGCCAACAACCAGAUUAAAACUAUUGAGUGGGAUGAUGAGGCCCUCUAUGCUGGCAUCAAUGGCCUUAAGAACUACAACACAGAACUGAAAACCCUGCUGUCUGUUGGUGGCUGGAACUUUGGAACCCAGGGAUUCUCCAACAUGGUGGCCACUGCCGAGAACCGCCAGACCUUCAUCCAGUCGGCCAUACAGUUUCUGAGGAAGUAUGACUUUGAUGGGCUGGACAUAGAUUGGGAGUAUCCAGGCAACCGUGGCAGCCCGGCCGACACCAAACAGCUCUUCACCGUCCUGUUGAAGGAAAUGUAUGAGGCUUUUGAGCAAGAGGCCACCCAGAGUAACAAGCCCAGACUGCUGAUUUCUGCCGCCGUGUCAGCAGGCAAAGGUACCAUUGAGACCGCCUACCAGAUCCCCGAGAUGUCUAAGUACAUGGACCUCAUCAAUGUGAUGACCUAUGACCUAAGGGGCUCCUGGGAGGGCUUCACAGGAGAGGACAGCCCCCUGUUUGCAGGACCCAAUGAUGAAGGGGACUACAAAUACUUUAAUGUGGAUUAUGCAAUGAACUACUGGAAAAGUCAAGGUGCCCCUGCUGAGAAGCUGAUGGUGGGCUUUGGGGCAUAUGCCCGCACCUUCACUCUCACCAACCCUGCCAACCACGGUCUGGAUGCCCCCACCUCUGGCCCUGGGACUGCUGGGCCCUAUACUCAGGAGGCUGGGACUCUUGCCUACUUUGAGGUCUGCUCCUUCCUGAAAGGAGCCACUGAGGUGUGGAAUGCCCCCCAGGAGGUGCCCUAUGCCUACAAGGGGAACCAGUGGAUUGGAUAUGACAACCCCAAGAGCUUCACCCUCAAGGCCAAGUGGCUUCUAGAAAACAGCUUUGGAGGGGCCAUGGUCUGGGCCAUUGACCUGGAUGACUUCACAGGCACUUUCUGUGGACAAGGCAAAUACCCUCUCAUGAAUGCCCUCAAAUCUGCACUCGGUGUCUCCACUCCCGGUUGCCAAGUGCCCACCACUACCCUGGGCACCACCUCCGCCCCUGUCGUCACAGCAGCACCCGGAGGUGGCAGUACUGGUGAUCAUGGAUUCUGUGCCGGGAAAUCUAAUGGUCUCUAUCCUAGCCCCACCAGCAAGCGCGCCUUCUACAACUGCAUGAAUGGCCUCACCUAUGAGGAGGCUUGUCAGACAGGCCUGGUCUUUGACACCAGCUGCUCUUGCUGUAACUGGGCUUAAGUCAUCCAUCCACCUGUGGGGGCCCUUGGGGACU
Messenger RNA from Otolemur garnettii (small-eared galago), 1438 nucleotides. RefSeq names its product acidic mammalian chitinase-like. Gene Ontology annotation, cellular component: extracellular region. Gene Ontology annotation, molecular function: chitinase activity; chitin binding. The record is from RefSeq and is a predicted model, not a curated record. Bases 1 to 1404 code for a protein of 467 amino acids. The transcript is spliced from 11 exons. Gene Ontology annotation, biological process: chitin catabolic process; carbohydrate metabolic process. NCBI's taxonomy places the organism in Eukaryota, Metazoa, Chordata, Mammalia, Primates, Galagidae.